GCACACAUCGAACCCAAGGCACAAGACAAAGGGCACCAAAACAGCAUGGGUGGUGGAAUAUCGAAACACGGAGGAGACGAAGCCGCCGUUCGGGCGGCAUCAGCGGUCGGAGACCAGCCAGGGCAACCGCCACAGAGCCAGCCACCACCGCAACCACCUGGAUCGGAACCAGACGCAGGGGACGAACCGCCCGCCUCGAAGUGCCCGAUGCACAAAGCGGACGGCAGCGGGUACAGCUACGACUGGAAGCAGCUCUUCCGGGCCGCGGCCGUCCACGGUCCCGGGGGAUCCAAGCCCCUCUCCGAAAAAGAACGGGCCGAGGCCACGGGAGCGACCGGUGGCGGAAGCGCCUGCCCGGUGGUGCACGAUCCGGCGGCCGCCGGAGGAGGCUGCCCGGUGAGGGCCCCCCAUCCCGAGUACGACGUCUACUCCCAGCCCAUCGACAAGACCAACAACAUGCCCAGGGGGGCGAGCGUCCAGCUCCCGAAUGCCUCCCAGAGAAUCGAGCUGUCCACCGAGCGCGUCUCGAGCACCAUUCCAAAGGGCGGGGCCGACGGGUCCUCGGCGGCCACCUGGACGUAUCCCAGCCCGCAGCAGUUCUACAACGCCCUCGCCCGCAAGGGAAAAUUCGACGCCAACGGGGGCGAGUCCGAGGUGGCCUCCGAGGAGGACAUGGCCAGCGUCGUGGCCCUGCACAACAACAUGAACGAAAAGACCUGGGCCAAGGUCGUCGAGUGGGAGCGCCAGACCUACAGCGAGGCCUCGGCGCCGAAGCUCCUCAGGUUCUGCGGGCGCCCGCACGACCUUAGCCCCAAGGCGGCCCUCAAGCACUACCUCCUGGGCCACCCCCUCCCCUACGACCGGCACGACUGGACCGUCCUCCGGGACGACGGGUCCACGGUCCGGUACGUCAUCGAUUACUACUACGACGAAUCGAGGGCCGGCCUGACGGACGAUUCCGCCAUGCCCGACCUGCACGAUCGGUCCGCUACCCCCAGCCUCCUGGUGGACGUCCGGCCCGCACUGGACGGGCCCGGAAGCCUGCUGGCGCGGGGGGUCCGGAUGCCCUACCGGAUGGCGACGGGCCAGACGGGCUACGAGAUGCUCCCGCUGCGGGGGACCCCGGAGCUGGCGGACCAGGUGAAGGAAUCGGUCGAGGUCUGGAAGUCGAUCCAGCAGACCCGGGCCAGGCAGGAAGACGAAAAGGCCCGGAAAGAAGCCGCGGCGGACGACGACGGCACCGCCGAAGGCUUCGACGUAAGCGAGGACCGGGCCAGGGAGAUCGCGCUCGGGUUUGCCCGGGCCCUGGAGGAUUGCUCGGGCGUGCGGGAAAGGAUGGCGAAUUGUUCCUCGGAAGACGAGUGUUCCAGGGCCAGCAUGGACCUGACCCUGUGCUUCGGAAAACACCUGUGCUCGGUCCAGCACAAGAGCCUUCUCGGUGCGCUGGAGAAGGACGGCGACGAUGCCAAGGCGGAGGCCGCCCUGGAGACCCUGACGCAGUGCGUCAUGCUCAAGUCGGCCGAGCGGAGGUUUGCGAGGGAGCAACACCCCGGCCUGUUCGAAGAGCGGGAAUAAACAGGCCGCUCCGAUCGGCGGCCCACCGCGGGGCUGCCUGCUGCUAGGGUGCCAACAGACUGUAGACUAAUGCG
This is a messenger RNA of Pseudo-nitzschia multistriata, 1649 nucleotides long. The record is from the annotation of a GenBank genome assembly. Lineage: Eukaryota; Bacillariophyta; Bacillariophyceae; Bacillariales; Bacillariaceae.